UUCCUCGUUUGCACUUUUGACGAUUACAACUUCCCGAAUCAAUUUCGCCAUUCCUUAUCGGGUUUUUACUUUUUACUGAUGAUUGUUUUGGUAAUCAUUGGGGUACGUAAGAAAGCAAUCAGCAUAAUAAAAACCAUAUGGAUACCCCUCACACCUGCCUAUAAUACUGAUUUGCUUUGAGACGAGCGACCGUUUGAACGGAAGCAGAUGUUGUCUUUUCUCGGGUUCCAGACGUCCAAGAAGUGAGAACCCAGCGUUUUAUUUUGUCCGUUCGGAUCUCCGGUCAUCUCUUCGGAAUCGUUCCUGAAUCCCUCGUUCCUCUUUUUACCUGUCCGGCGCGGCUCUUAUAACGAUUACCUUGCUUGCGUAAUAUCGCGUGAUUUCGAACUGAAACUGGAAUCCAUGGAUAGUAUUAGGGAAACAGUUGCCGUGGCGGAGCAAGAUGUCGUUGGUCGAUCAUUCUCCGCAGGCGACGUUAUUCUGACCUGCGAGCCAUGGGUCUGGGCAUUCGAUCGCGCCGCGUACAAGGACUACUGUGCGAACUGCUUCCUAGAGAAGGAGGGGCUACAAACGUGCUCGCGUUGUCAAUUGCAUCGCUACUGCAGCAAAGCGUGCCAAGUCUCCGACUGGAAAAGAGAGCAUAAACUGGAGUGUGCUAUACUGCGUGAGGUCGGUGGUAGGAUGGCGAUUAAGCGACUGAAAGACCAGCCUGCCGGGCCCUUCCAGUUUUGUUUCUCAGCGACGGAUGACCUGGUCGCCAAGAUAGCGAAUAAAAUCAGGCUGAACUUGACGAUGGAUCUCGGCCAUCGGGGAACUCUGUCAGCUGCCGACAUUUUCGCCUUGCUUCCUCUCAAUCCAUCCGCUGGCGGCGGUGUAGAGUCCACGGAUGAGUCGGCGACCACACUUUCCUCGGAUUUGCUGACUUAUCAUUAUACCGGGGGCUACAACGCCGUGCCCAUCUAUGACUUUCGCGAUGACAGGCAGUAUCCGUUUGCCGUGGCCAUCUAUCCCCAAGCACCCAUCCGGGCCAUGACACCGGUGUGCUGGGAUGUCAACGUUACUCUGAACUUCAGAGGUCGCCGCUUGAUCAUUGUCGCCACACAGGAUAUACCAAAUUAUACCGGACUUCACGAUCUACGUCAUAAUCGAAUGAUGCGGGAUGCGUUUUCGCGUCCACUGCUGGAACGUCGUGAUGUGUUCAAGGCGCUGCAUGGUCGUCUAUGCACUUGUCGCAAAUGUACCAAAGAAUUUGAUGCCGCGAUCAAUCCGUUGAAAUGUGUGACUCCAGAGUGUCAGGAGCCGAUACCCAGCGACCGCCGUGCACUGGCGCCGUGCCCGCAGUGCGGCGCGGUUAACGGAGUUCAGCUGGUGAAGCUCCGGCGCUUUACGGACCAAUGCGACACGCUGUGGCGGAGCGGUCUAGACGAAAUUUUUCGGAUGUUCGAGAUUGAGAAAAAUUUUAAAGAGGUCAAAGCGGAAACGUUUCUCCAUCCUGAUGCCCAUAUUCGCUACGUCUAUUCGCUUAACCGCUAUCAGGAUUAUUUCGAUGAGGGCCGUUAUGAAGAGGGUUGGAAGAUGGUGCAGGAGAUGGUCAACUGUCUAAGGACAAUUCAUCCAAAGUACGAAGUCGCUUUCGCCGUUAAGGCAGCCUCGAUCGGGAUCGCGGUGCUGACUGUCAUAAAGGAAAAGGUGCUGAAUACACCGCCGAAGCAGAGAAAACGACUGCGGUCAGUAGCAACAGCGAUAUAUCCCGUGGCGCGCAGCUAUUGCAAGGAAGCGGAAGAUUUGCACAAUCAUGUGUUUGGUCCGGAUUCCGCUGGAGCCGCACUCGCGCGCGAAUGGUCUGCCGAAUUAGAGGGCUUGAUCUGCAGUUUGCAAGCGGCAUUAGACGGGGAUCAACGUUAACCGCUCGAUGGGCUUCGCAGUCUGUAGAUUAAAGUUUUCAAAUACCGUUGGUCAACAGUUUUGUGACUUGUUGUCUAUAAAACCAUAUGAUUUGAUUUCGGUUGAUUUGUUUAUUACGGCGCUGUCAGUCGUACACAUGCUGAAUUGCAACUUUGUUUGUAAUGCUGUACCUUUAUAGUAAUGCUGUAUCUGUGAAUGCGAAGCUUACGUUAACUUACUGACAUUUCUUUCGAAAACUGAAAUAUCUUUUACAUGACGAGUCGGUAGCUGCGAGUACAGGU
Paramacrobiotus metropolitanus is the source of this 2186-nucleotide messenger RNA. RefSeq lists its product as uncharacterized. Bases 403 to 1905 code for a protein of 500 amino acids. NCBI's taxonomy places the organism in Eukaryota, Metazoa, Tardigrada, Eutardigrada, Parachela, Macrobiotidae. The record is from RefSeq and is a predicted model, not a curated record. The transcript has 8 exons. Gene Ontology annotation, cellular component: nucleus.